This is a messenger RNA of Elgaria multicarinata webbii, 407 nucleotides long. RefSeq names its product protein S100-A6-like. Bases 44 to 316 code for a protein of 90 amino acids. Gene Ontology annotation, cellular component: nucleus; perinuclear region of cytoplasm. Gene Ontology annotation, molecular function: calcium-dependent protein binding; S100 protein binding; calcium ion binding. The transcript is spliced from 2 exons. NCBI's taxonomy places the organism in Eukaryota, Metazoa, Chordata, Lepidosauria, Squamata, Anguidae. The record is from RefSeq and is a predicted model, not a curated record.
CAUCUCGGUUUUUGUAUUGCCUCUUUUCAGAUCUUCUCUCAAGAUGGCAUGUCCCCUCGAUCAAGCCAUUUGCGUGCUGGUUGCCGUUUUCCACAAAUAUUCUGGCAAGGAGGGCGAUAAGAACACUCUAAGUAAGAAAGAGUUGAAGGAACUGAUCCAGAAAGAAAUGACCAUUGGACCGAAAUUGAACGAAAAAGAAAUCCAAGGGCUGAUGACGGAUCUGGACCGUAACGGAGACCAGGAGGUGAACUUCCAGGAGUACGUCACUUUCUUGGGCGCCUUGGCCAUGAUUUACAACGAAGCUUUGGCUUGCUAAAGCGGGCCGGACGGCAUGAGGGGGUGUGGUCUCGAAAUACGGCUCUCUAAGAUUGUUCUAAUAUCUAAUAAAAAUUAAGUUUUGUAAAGUU